Paramecium sonneborni is the source of this 180-nucleotide messenger RNA. Lineage: Eukaryota; Ciliophora; Oligohymenophorea; Peniculida; Parameciidae. The record is from the annotation of a GenBank genome assembly.
AUGAGAGAACUAAUAAAAAUCUCUAAAUAAAUGACUCAUUAAAUUUUACAUAAAUAAACAUAAUCAUUGCAAGAUGCAUAAAGGUAAAAUAAUUUGGAGAAAAGAUUAUUGUUUUUGGAGAAAAAUAUAGGUUUCUAAUUGAAGAACUUACUUAAGUAAUAAUUUAAAGGAAAAUAUUGA